Molecule: messenger RNA, 849 nt
Organism: Prunus armeniaca (apricot)
Lineage: Eukaryota; Viridiplantae; Streptophyta; Magnoliopsida; Rosales; Rosaceae
Source: the annotation of a GenBank genome assembly
AUGCAGAGGAUACGAGAGGGCUUGUUGCAUGAUCCCCAAGCCAAAAGGAAGAGGAUCUAUGUUCCAAGGUGGGACAAUCUGAGACGAGAGCUACUGAAGGAGUGUCACGACUCGAAGUGGGCAGGACAUCCAGGCACGCAUCGAACAUUAGCCUUGAUGAGUGAAGCUUACUAUUGUCCACAGAUGCUGGAGGAUGUAGACUCAUUCGUGCAGACUUGCCUUAUAUGCCAACAAGACAAGACAUUGCAGAAGCAGCCGAGUAGGUUGCUAGAGCCACUUCCUGUUCCAACCAGACCAUGGAAGAGUUUUUCCAUGGACUUCAUUGUGAGUCUACCCAAGUCAGAAGGGUGUGGCUCAAUCUUGGUGGUGGUCGACAGGUUCAUCAAGUAUGCUACCUUCAUCCCCACACUAGCGGAUUUCAAUGUGGAGGAAGCUGCGCGCUUGUUUCUAAAACAUGUGGUGAAGUAUUGGGAGAUCCCAAAGAGUAUUAUCAGUGACCGUGACACUCGCUUCACUAGUAAACUUUGGACGGAGCUCUUCAAGCUACUUGGCUCACAGUUGAACUUCUCUUCAAGCUACUUUGGUCAGACGGAACAGGUGAAUGCAUUGUUGGAGUUAUACUUGAGGCACUAUGUGAGUGACAACCAACGAGAUUGGGCAAAGUUGUUGGAUGUUGCUCAGUUCUCGUACAACUUGCAGUGGUCGAAGUCGAUAGGGUCAAGUCCUUUUGAGUUGGCAACGGGACAACAACCUAUGACACCGAAUACAGUGGUGUCAGGCUACACAAGGAGUAGUCUAACUGCAUACAAGACGGCCAAGGAGUGGCAGGAGAAUAAUGAGCUAGCUUAG